AUGUCCGUCACGACGUUGAAUGGCCAACCUACACUUAAUAUUUCCGGUCCUGGCCAGACCGCUCUCUCCCGUCUCGAUCCGCUCAAAAAAGUCUUCACCAAAUUCUUUUCUUCUAUUCCACAAAAAGUACGAGGUCAUGUUGUUGCCGUCAUUGGCGAACUUAUUGGCACAACUGCUUUUCUAUUCAUCGCAUUUUCCGCAGCUGAAGUCGCUCUCGCGUCUGCAAAUGAUAACAAAGGCGAUAAAGUUAGCUACGAGACAAAAUCGAUUAGUACAACUCAGAUAUUGUUUAUAGCGUUUGGAGCUGGAAUAAGUUUGGUGGUUAAUGCAUGGACUUUCUUCCGUAUUAGUGGAGGGCUAUUUGAUCCAGCAGUCUCCAUCGCAUUAUUCUUCGUCGGUGCAAUUGAUUUAACUCGAUGUGUUUUACUUUGUGUAGCACAAUGUGUGGGUGCAAUUGCUGCUUCAGCAAUGGCUUGUGGUUUGUAUCAUGGAGGGUUACAUACAGCAACUACACUUAAGCCUGGAAUGAGUCCAGCACAAGGAGUUAUUCUUGAGAUGAUACUCACAUGUCAGCUCUGCUUUACUGUUCUCAUGCUCGCGGCUGAAAAACACGAAGCUACAUUUCUGGCGCCUCUGGGUAUUGGAUUAUCUGUAUUUAUUGGGGAACUAGCUGGGGUCUUCUGGACCGGCGGCUCCAUGAAUCCAGCCCGUUCCCUCGGUCCCGCAGUCAUAACCUUAAGUUUCCCGAGCUACCACUGGAUCUACUGGGUUGGUCCUAUUGCCGGCGCCGGUCUAGCAAGCAUCAUCUACAAACUAAUCAAAGCACUCGAGUACGAAACCGCACAGCUUUCCGAAAGCGAAAUUCACGCUCAUCCCGUUGAUGAUUCAGAGAAAGCAUCGGGACACACGGGUCCUUGCGAAUGUAUGUGUUUCAAAGCGGCGGCUCAAGGACAAUCAUCAACCGGAAGUAUGCUACAGGUUGCUACGACGGAUGCUAGGAAAAGCUCAAGUUUGGUUCCGACAAAAAGUACGAAGAGUGGAAAUUCAGAAGUGAAGAAGACUGAGACGGUGGUGGAGGAGCCCGCGAAGACUGAGACGGUGGUGGAGGAGCCCGCGAAGACUGAGCCGAAGCCUCUUCCGGCGGCUGAUGAUGGUUUCUUCGGGGAGAUGUAUGCAGAUUGA
Molecule: messenger RNA, 1182 nt
Organism: Botrytis fragariae
Lineage: Eukaryota; Fungi; Ascomycota; Leotiomycetes; Helotiales; Sclerotiniaceae
Product: putative mip family channel protein
Exons: 3
Coding region: 1-1182 (393 amino acids)
Biological process (GO): transmembrane transport
Cellular component (GO): plasma membrane
Molecular function (GO): water channel activity
Source: RefSeq, a predicted model, not a curated record